AUGUCCAACAUGAGACACAUGUCCAUUGUGAGACACGAGAUGUCCAACAUGAGACACAACAUGUCCAUUGUGAGACACGAGAUGUCCAACAUGAGACACAACAUGUCCAUUGUGAGACACGAGAUGUCCAACAUGAGACACAACAUGUCUUAUAUGAGACACGAAGCGUCCAACAUGAGACGCAAGAUGUCCAACAUGAGACUCGAAUCGUCCAACAUGAGACGGAAGACAUCCAACAUGAGACACGAAGCGUGCAAUAUGAGACGCAAGACGUCCAAUAUGAGACGCAAGGCAUCGAACAUGAGACACAAGACGUCCAACAUGAGACACAAGACGUCCAACAUGAGACACAACAUGUCCAGUGUGAGACAUGAGACGUUCAACACAGUCUUUGAAAGUGACCCCUGUGACCGGAAAAUAGGACAAGAUGAGAUAAUAAAUGAGGCAGAGAUGGAGAGAAGGCGAGGCGUGAGAGAAAGUGGCUCCCUGUGGGACCCCUGCAUAUUUUCCCCAGGUGAAACCAGGUGUUGGAGAGCGAGCAGCGAGCCAGACAGCCCCACUCAGCCCUGUCAUUACUGCUACCUGCUACCUGCAGCCCGGGGCCACGGUCGUCCUGGGCCUCUCGGUGAAGUUGGUCAGAGCGGACCGGAGGGGCCCCGUGGGGGUCCGGGGCCUUCAGGGCCCAAAGGAGAGAAGGGCCACAUCGGACUGAAAGGACCAUCUGGCCCCAAAGGAGACAAAGGACCUAUGGGAGUGCCGGGGUUCACAGGAACUGAUGGAGUACCUGGCCACCCUGGUCUGGACGGGGGCCGAGGACCUGCAGGAGUGGACGGCUGUAACGGGACCAGAGGAGAACCUGGAGACUCCGGUUUCGGGAUCGGAGGACCUGGAGCGCCUGGAAAUCCUGGGCCGUACGGGCCAAAGGGUCAGAAAGGAGAGCCCGUGUACGUCGGCGACAGCAGCGGCGUCACGAAUUUACCAGGUCUACAAGGCAGAGAUGGUCCACCUGGUAUCACAGGUCCUUCUGGGCAACCUGGAUUCCCUGGUCCGCAGGGUCCUGAGGGAUACCCCGGCCCGCCUGGUCCUCCCGGCCCCCCAGGGCCAAUGGGGAGCCGUAGUGACGGAUAUGAAGGAGAGAAAGGAGACAAGGGCGACGUGGGUCUUCCCGGACCCAGUGGUACUCCCGGGGACGGGUCACUAAGAAGCGAACAAACUCUCACUAUCUACAAAGGAGAUAAGGGUGAACCUGGUCCAAAGGGGUUAAGAGGAUUCCCUGGCAAUCCUGGACGACAGGGACCAUUCGGUUUUCGUGGUGAACUCGGAGAGAAAGGCAUCCCUGGAUACCCCGGAGCGAGAGGUCCUCCAGGUUUUAACGGGCCUCCUGGAUCUCCAGGACAGCAGGGAUACAGAGGUAGUCCAGGUUACCCCGGGCAGCCAGGAUACAUAGGACCCAAGGGAGACCAGGGCGAACCGGGAGCACCAGGACCUCCUGCUUACGUUAGUAGUAUUGGCACUGCUGUUCAAGGACCAACAGGUGACCCAGGUCUCAGUGGCCUGCCCGGUAUCCCCGGUGACCCGGGAUCUCCAGGAUACCCAGGAGCUCCGGGACCGCCAGGAAUUGGUGGAUUUGGUUCAGGUCGUGGAGCCCCAGGUUUUCCCGGGACCCCCGGACCAAAGGGAGAGAAGGGUAACGCCGGCAUACCGGGCUACGGCUCCGAAGGACUCCCCGGCUCCCCUGGAUUCCCUGGACCCCCCGGCCCUCCUGGACCUCAGGGCCCUUCUAAUCCUCCUACUGUCCCCCAGACUAUUAGCGGAGAGCCCGGCCCACCUGGCCCCAGAGGACCGACGGGUGAAAGAGGAUACAAUGGCUUCAGGGGUGAUCCCGGCGACUGUGCUUGCCUUGGAGGAGGCACCUCGGGGGGGGCCGGCUUACCUGGCGGCCCGGGAGCCAACGGCAACCCCGGCUUCCCUGGACGAAAGGGCGAGCCUGGUGACGGCGGUUCACCUGGCUUCGGCGGCGGUCUGGGACCUGCUGGUCGCCCUGGGAACACUGGUGUUCCUGGUCGUAAGGGAGAGAAGGGGGCGUCUUACUAUCCCAACCUGGGUUUGGGGGUGAAAGGAGAGCUCGGAUCUACAGGGCCCAGAGGACCUACAGGUGAAACUGGAAAAGCUGGCAGAGACGGACUGCCUGGCUUCCCUGGAGCUCCUGGACCCCCAGGCGACGCCGGCUUCGGCACCAUUGGAGAGAAAGGUUUUCCAGGAUUCCCAGGGGCUAAGGGUCGCCCUGGCGGCCCUGGAGAACCCGGUCUUGGUUACGCCGGAACACCCGGCUUCCGUGGAGACGCUGGAGAGCCCGGGAUCCCUGGCUUACCGGGACAACCAGGUUUACCUGGACCAAGAGGUGAAAACAGCUGUGAAGGGGUUAAUGACGCCGGAGAGGGAACGGGCCAAGUGCUACCUUGCACCAUACCUGGUGAGGGAGGAGACCCCGGUUACCCUGGUGUCCCGGGACGACCAGGUUCUAAAGGUGAGCCAGGUUUCCCAGGAGGUCCUGGACGUCCCGGGUUUAACGGUGCCAAAGGAGAGAGAGGAGACCCCGGUUUUGGAGGCCAGCCUGGGCCACAAGGCUUCCCUGGACCCAGAGGAGACUCUGGAAUUCCAGGUGCUCCAGGACAGAGUUUUGAUGGAGCCAGGGGGAAAGAUGGUAUUCCAGGCCGUCCUGGAGCCAAGGGCCAGCCCGGAGAGGUACUGGGAGCCACGCCUGGUAGCCCAGGACAGGACGGUUUACCAGGACUCCCUGGAGACAAGGGCCAGCCGGGGACGCCAGGAGGACUUGGAGCGCCUGGUGGUGAUGGACGUUUUGGUGUUCCUGGACUGAAGGGAGAAAGCGGAGUCGACGGUCUUCCAGGUAUUCCCGGCGCUCCGGGACGUCCAGGUGAGCCGACUCUGGGCAUCCGUGGCGGCCCUGGAGCUCCUGGCAGCAAAGGACUGAGCGGAUCGCCAGGUUUCCCUGGUCGAAAGGGAGACAGAGGAGACCCGGGUUUCCCAGGCCCUGCUGGAAUGAAGGGCACCCCAGGACUGCCCGGCACCCCUGGAUCACCAGGACCCAGAGGACCCCCCGGACCAGCAGGACCAGGAACUAGAGAGGGAAUCCCAGGAAUACCAGGAAGGAAGGGUGAGAGAGGUUUCGCAGGACUGCCUGGUUUCCCCGGACUGCCCGGUCGUCCUGGAAACCCAGGGUUUCCCGGAGGCAAAGGGCUGGCUGGAGGGCCUGGAAGAGAUGGAAUUCCUGGUGGUCCCGGUUAUUUUGGACAGAAAGGUGAGAGAGGAUACCCCGGGCUCCCUGGGCUGCCCGGUACUUUUGAUCGAGUAGAGUCUGUGGAGAAAGGAGAACCUGGAUUCUACGGAAGCAACGGCCUUCCCGGCUUCCCUGGACCCAGAGGUGACAAAGGUCUGCCGGGUCUGCCUGGUCGUCAGGGUCUGCCUGGCCUUCCUGGUUAUGCCGAGCAGAGUAAAGGACAGCGGGGCGAGCCUGGUUUCCCCGGCAGACCGGGAUCUCCAGGCUUCCCCGGACCCAAGGGAGAAGCAGGAAUCAUGGGAUUCCCCGGCAUGUCUGGACCACGGGGUGAUGAUGGUCCUCCUGGUUUUCCUGGUAAUCCUGGAGAAUUUGGUCGUCCUGGUGGCAAAGGUGCACCCGGAGACACUUUCGGUUAUCCCGGAGGUCCAGGAGCUAAAGGCCAGCCAGGAGACUCAGGCUUCCCCGGUGGUCGCGGCAACGACGGCGCUCCCGGUGACAACGGCUUUCCAGGCGCUCCCGGUUUCCCUGGAGUGAAGGGAGCUCCCGGUGAAGGAGGACGUCCUGGAAUAAUGGGCUCAAACGGUUUCCCCGGGCCGAAGGGCCAGGCCGGUUACCCAGGAAGGAGAGGAGCAGAUGGGCCUCCCGGCCUCCCUGCAGGUCCUGGAGGUCCUGGAGCCAAAGGUUUGCCUGGACCCCCUGGUUUGGAUGGACUUAAUGGACUCGGUGGACCUAAAGGCCUCCCUGGAACCCCAGGUGGGAGUGCAGGAGGUCUCCCAGGUACCCCCGGUGCUCCAGGGCUGAAGGGAGAGAGAGGCGUCUCCUACCCAGGAGGUCCAGGCUUCCCCGGACCGAAGGGAGAGAGAGGAGAUUCAGGUGGUCCUGGACGCCCGGGGUUCCCUGGUCUGCCCGGACCUCCUGGUCCCACUGUGGGGUCAGAUAUUCCUGGACCUACGGGAGACCCCGGCCCCCCUGGACUGGAUGGAGAGUAUGGUUUCCAAGGUCCUCCAGGUCCUCCCGGGCCUCCUGGUCCAGGCACAGCCCAGGGAGACAGAGGUGACGCUGGGCUCCCGGGCUUCCCCGGCUCCCCCGGCAGGAAAGGAGAAUCCGGCAUCCCCGGAGGCCCUGGACUGCCCGGCAGCCCCGGGUUCAAAGGAGGACGCGGUGAGACUGGCUACAGUGGAGGUCCUGGUCUCAAAGGUUUUCCUGGUGAUUCUGGUUUUUAUGGAAACAAAGGAGCAAAGGGAUUACGAGGACCUUCUGGCCGUAAGGGCGCCCCUGGAAUCAUGAUGUCUCCACCACGAUACGACACGCCACAGUACGGAGAGCUGGGUUACCCCGGUGCAGGCGGAGGCUCCGGUAUCCCCGGAGAACCCGGUCUGCCAGGAGGCCCGGGACGUCCAGGUCCUAAGGGUCGUCCAGGUCCUGUGGGUAAACUUGGCAGGACUGGAUCUCCUGGUUUACCCGGACCAAUCGGUGACGGCGGACCCCCCGGCUUCCCUGGAUCCACCGGAGAGCAAGGUCUGCCUGGUAAGGCCGGAGUCCCCGGUCCUCCCGGUGGCGUCGGCCGUAGCCACAGCAUCGGCUACACGCUGGUGAAGCACAGCCAGAACUCCCAGGUCCCCAUGUGUCCUCAGGGCAUGGCCCAGCUGUGGGAAGGAUACAGCCUGCUGUACGUGGAGGGACAGGAGAAGGCACACAACCAGGACCUCGGUCAGCCAGGCUCGUGCCUCCCCAGGUUCAGCACCAUCCCGUUCCUCUACUGCUCCCCUAACGAGGUCUGCUACUACGCCAGCCGCAACGACAAAUCCUAUUGGCUCUCCACGACCGCGCCCAUUCCCAUGAUGCCCGUGGCCGAGCAGCAGAUCCAGCCUUACAUCAGCAGGUGUUCUGUGUGUGAGGCUCCGUCUAUGCCGGUGGCGGUCCACAGUCAGGACCUGACCAUCCCCACCUGCCCCCCCGGCUGGAGGAGUCUCUGGAUAGGAUACUCCUUCCUCAUGCACACAGCAGCCGGCGCCGAGGGCGGCGGUCAGUCCCUGGUGUCUCCCGGCUCCUGCCUGGAGGAUUUCAGAGCAACUCCGUUCAUCGAGUGCAACGGGGCCAAGGGCACCUGCCACUACUUCGCCAACAAGUACAGCUUCUGGCUCACCACCGUGGAGCCCAGCCAGGAGUUCGUCUACUCGCCGGCGCAGGAGACCCUGAAGGGAGGCCAGGAGCGCUCCAGAGUCAGCCGCUGCCAAGUCUGCAGCAAGAUCUUGUAGUAGGAGGACGAGCGGAGGCGUGGAGGUGACGUAUUAAAACCCCAAAGGAAAAAAAGAAAAGGAAAGGAGGUGUUUAUGAUGGAGGAUGAGAUAAAGAAAUCUAUAAAAGAACACGUGACUGACUGAAAAUGAGCCCUCUCCUGCUUCUCCGAUGGUUUCAGAAUCGAGUCGAACGACAGCGACUCCAUUUUUAGAGUUUUUCGAUCCCUUUUAGGAAUGAAUGGCUUAUCAAAAUAAACAAAAUCAACAAAAAAAAAAAAAAGAAGAGUUGGAGGGAGGAAAAUGGAACGAGAAGGGCUCCAGUGUGAUUGCUCUUCUCUAGAUUAUCACUGACAAUGGUGCUAUUGUUUAUGUUCUUUGUGUUUAUUUUGUGUCUCUCGUUAACGUUUUUUUUUUUUUUUUUUUUUGGCGAGAAUCAUUCUCGGCUACCUCGGAGAGUGCCACCCCCUUUUCGGAUAGCACUGCACCGCUCACACGUCAGCGCUCCGCCUCAGAUACGUCAGCUCGCACCGUCACCUGCGUUCCAGCUGAUGUAACUAAGGAGGAAACUCCUGAUUCUGGUUCAAACACACUUUUUUUUUUUUACUGAAAUGACCGCCAUAAACCUUUUUUUUUUAUGUAUUUACUGCCGGCUGCGACCACUUUAACUGCAGUGCUGUUACAGAUUAUGUUACAUUAAAAGCUGCACCAUGUUUUGCAUGUUUUGCAGGAUUUGGUUAUCAUUCGUUAGGAAAUCUAACUGCUGAGAUUUGAGACAUUCUAGUGAACAAAUGAGCUAAGUGUUAUUGUUGUAAGUGUCUUGGCAAAUUUAGUCUUCAUGCAUUUAAGAAAUAUGUCUAGAAGCAUCUGCCAAGUCACCGGCCAGAAGUGCAUUUAUUUUUAAAGCCAAUUUACAAUAUUUUCUUUAUUGUUUUGUGCACAACAUCAGAUGCACAAAAUACAAUUAAAAGGAAAUAAUAAAAAAUAAAAUUGACUUUGAAAAAACAACAGAAAAGCAGCUUAAUGUUUAGAAAUUGAUGAACAGAAACAAAACAAUAAAAAUAUAUUUCCUCAAAGAAUAAAUGGAAACAAAACAAGAAGAAAAAAAUAAAUGUAGUAAAACAUUUAAUAUAUAUAUAUAUUUACUGGAAUAUUAGCAGGUGAACACAACUUGUUCUGUCACUUUUCAUUUUAAAUCAGAUACUGGACCAACAAAAGCCUUUUUAUGUUAUAAGGAUUUAAUUUUCUUGGAGCACAGCGACAAUAAAACGUGUUCAUUUUUUGCCGUUAUCGUGGAAAACAUGUAAAACUACCAGUGCAGCCCUUUAAACUUUACAUUUUUCAUGUUUCAUAAGCCUGUGAUCUCUGUACAUUUCUCAAUAUGGUGCUACAAAACCCUGACAGUUGACUUGAACUUGGCGACAUUUUAAAUAUAAAACUACAAAUGCAAUAAAAGGCUUUUUUUUUUUAAACAACGCACUUUUUUCCACUAAAUUGCUAAGAAACGAUCCUCUGCAACAGCUCACUGUAGUAACAAACGACCCAUUCAUAAAUAUUGCACUGAUGUGAACUCUCAUGGGUUCAAACAGACUAAAUUUCCUCUCCAGCUUCACAGGCUUUCAUCUUCAUGUUGUGACCAAACUUUUCUUCUUUUUUUUUUUUAAAUCACCCUUCAGUCGACAGGAAACCAAACACACACACACACUCUCUGAUAGAUGUUUAAUUAUUGCUGUACAUAGUGCUUACUGUAUUUCCCACCAAAGUAUGUUGGAGCUAAACUCUAUAAAGCUCUUUGUUUUGUUUUAUUUUUAAUUUUUUCCAGUCUAUGUAUUUUUUCUCUGUCCUUGGAUAAGAAGAAGAGGAAGAAGUUGCUAAUUAACUGUCUAUAAAUGCAGAUUUUUUGCAGCCAUAUUUAUGACAGAAUUUUUUCGCUUGCGACGUAAAUCUAAAGCCUCCUCUUGUUGUCAGAUUAUCCUCGGACAGUGGAAGCUACUGGGUGACUUGUAACCACUAAGACCACUGUGUCUAGCUCUGUCUCUCUGCUGGUAGCCACGAUUUUAUUACUAUGUCACAUUUUACUGCUUUUCAUUUUAUUUUAUUUUCUCCUCUUCUUUUGUCAGCCUUUGUGGUUUUGUAAUCUAGAUUGUAAUUAUUUUACUUAAGUCAUGAUACUAUCCCCUGGUUUUAUUUACUGAGAUGGGAGGGAAUGGGACGAUAAUGAUGUGUACAUUAAAUAUUAUGGAGAAAAAAAAACAAAUGCUUUUUAGGAUUAUGUUUUUAUAUGGAAAAGUAUAUUCACCACUGAUGAUUUAACAGACGCAACAACAAGGUUUUUUUAUUGUCUGUUUACCCCAUUUUCAAUAAACAAUAAGGAGUUGAAAUGUUUUAUGCAGCGGCAUGCUGCCCGGAGUGACAGAAAGGAAAUGCAGUUUUCCUCAAAGAGGAUCUAUAACAAUAAAGCGGUUAAUAACAUGUCUGUUACUGUAAUGUGUAUUUCUGUGCUCACACACUUUGAAAUAAAGUCUCUAAACUAAC
Centropristis striata (black sea bass) is the source of this 8070-nucleotide messenger RNA. It is a transcript of the gene col4a6, whose product is annotated as collagen, type IV, alpha 6. Gene Ontology annotation, molecular function: extracellular matrix structural constituent. Bases 1 to 5556 code for a protein of 1851 amino acids. The transcript is spliced from 46 exons. Lineage: Eukaryota; Metazoa; Chordata; Actinopteri; Perciformes; Serranidae. Gene Ontology annotation, cellular component: basement membrane; collagen trimer. The record is from RefSeq and is a predicted model, not a curated record.